AUGGCCACCUCCGCCAUGACACUCGCCAUGGCCGCGGCCACGGACGCCUCCCUCUUUCACCCCACGUUCCUCUCCCAACACAAGCUCACCCCGGCGGCCGCCUUCCUCCCACUCAUUUUCUCUCGCGCGCCGCUCCUCCGCUCCACCCGCCCCCGCGCCCCCCUUACGCCCCUCGUCGCCUCCUCCGACGCCGCCGAGGCGGGCCUCGACUGGGCCGACGCGGAGGAAGCCGAAGAGACGGUGACGGAGGAGGAGCCCGCGGUGGCGGCCUCCGGUGGGGAUGCGGGGUACGCAGCCGAGCCUCCCGAGGAGGCUAAGGUGUACGUCGGGAACCUGCCGUAUGAUGUGGACAGCGAGCGGCUCGCCCAGCUCUUCGACCAGGCCGGCGUCGUCGAGGUCGCCGAGGUCAUUUACAACAGAGAGUCAGGCCAGAGCCGUGGAUUUGGAUUUGUUACCAUGAGUACUAUUGAGGAAGCUGACAAAGCCAUCGAGACGUUCAACCGCUACGACAUCAGCGGAAGGCUUCUGAACGUAAACAGGGCAGCUCAAAGGGGCUCCCGUGUUGAGAGACCUCCUCGACAGUUUGCAUCUUCUUUCAGGGCUUAUGUUGGUAACCUGCCAUGGCAAGCGGAAGACUCUAGGUUGGUGCAAUUGUUCAGCGAGCAUGGGGAAGUAGUUAACGCUACAGUUGUGUACGACAGAGAAACUGGGCGUUCACGAGGAUUUGGUUUUGUAACUAUGGCUUCAAAGGAAGAUCUUGACAGUGCUAUUUCAGCGCUUGAUGGACAGGAGAUGGAUGGCCGUCCACUCCGAGUGAACGUUGCCGCGGAGCGACCGCAGCGAGGGUUCUGA
Messenger RNA from Triticum turgidum subsp. durum (durum wheat), 852 nucleotides. The record is from the annotation of a GenBank genome assembly. NCBI's taxonomy places the organism in Eukaryota, Viridiplantae, Streptophyta, Magnoliopsida, Poales, Poaceae.